Helobdella robusta is the source of this 1035-nucleotide messenger RNA. RefSeq lists its product as hypothetical. The coding region runs from base 1 to 1035 and encodes 344 amino acids. NCBI's taxonomy places the organism in Eukaryota, Metazoa, Annelida, Clitellata, Rhynchobdellida, Glossiphoniidae. The record is from RefSeq and is a predicted model, not a curated record. The transcript has 6 exons.
AUGCAUGUCACAUUGCAGAUCAUGUUUGCUCUAGAUCAUGCUGUCAUCUGCUGUAAGCAGCACAGCACUUUCAACGACAUCAGUCUCAUUCAAAUUGGAGCAAGUUCCAGUGCAACAAGUAACACUAACGAGCCUGCAAUAACAAAGCCUUAUUUCGGACGCCUCUAUGGCUUGAGUGUGAAUAGCGUGAGAGUAUCUGAUCUGUUGGUGAAGCAAGACAAUCGUACUUCGUCCUUUGGAGACAUCAGGAAAGUUGACAAGUACGUCACCUCCAUCAAGCCUAGUGAAUUAAAUAACGAGACAUCAAUAAAAUUACGAACCUCAAUGAAGACAAAUUAUCUCGUUACCACGAUUAAAACGCCGUCGCCCAUAGAAGAGAAAAUAACAAAAUGGACCAAAAGUAACUUGUGCAGCAGAAGGGGAGGUAAUUCAGGGUGCGUCGGCGCUGAGCCGAUUGAAUACUCGGGAUUUGAUGAGGUCAGCUACAGCGAUGACAUGGAUUUAUUCAAAAAUUUGCCAAAAUCAACCACUCCGUUUGUCAGACGAAUGGAUAAUUAUCGACCGCGAACUCCUCUAUUGCGGUUCACCAAAAUGAACGAAACAUCAGUGAACGACCUAAACUUUCAGUUGCUAGCAUACAACCCCGUAUCAACCAAAAGUACGUUGCUCGGCUCGGAAGAAACAGACCUGCCUCUACCAGCGAUCGAGGACGAAGAUCAACUGAGAUCCAUCCAUUUCGUUAAAAAAGUCGGUGUAAGCAUUGGACUGCUUAUAGGUUCCGUCAUUGCUGUGAUAAUAGUUUCCAUAUUUUUUUCCACAAUUAUAAUUAUCAGAAAAAAUCGAAACAAUGAAGAACUCGAAUGGAAAACAUUCGAGAAAGAUCCAAUCCAUGUGGAAAAAAAUAAGACCGACGACGUUGAGACUAAAAAGACAGAAGUAAAGUCGCACACGCUCUUUCACAUCCUACCAGCGUCUAAAAAAAUAAAUACGAAGGAGUGGAUCAGUUACACCUUUUAUGAAGACCGACACAUUUAA